Melanotaenia boesemani (Boeseman's rainbowfish) is the source of this 1110-nucleotide messenger RNA. RefSeq names its product calcium and integrin binding family member 3 (gene cib3). The transcript has 6 exons. Bases 90 to 653 code for a protein of 187 amino acids. The record is from RefSeq and is a predicted model, not a curated record. Lineage: Eukaryota; Metazoa; Chordata; Actinopteri; Atheriniformes; Melanotaeniidae. Gene Ontology annotation, molecular function: calcium ion binding.
CCCAGUAUUUCAUAUCUGGCUUACCACCGUAAAAAAAACAGUGAUGCUGGAGCAGCAAUGGACCAGAAGCUUGGAGUUUGUGCGCAGACAUGGGGAAUAAACAGACCAUUUUUACAACACAGCAGCUAGAUGCCUAUCAGGACUGCACAUAUUUUACAAGAAAGGAAAUUCUCAGACUGUUCUACCGCUAUCGGGAUUUGGCACCGCAGCUCGUUCCUCUUGACUACACCAACCACCCAGAUGUGAAGUUACCAUAUGAGCUGAUUGGCAGCAUGCCGGAGCUGAAGGACAACCCAUUUCGCCAGAGGAUCGCCGAGGUUUUCUCCGAGGAUGGAGAGGGAAACAUGACUCUGGACGACUUCUUGGACAUGUUUUCAGUUCUCAGUGAGAUGGCUCCUCGAGAUCUCAAAGCCUACUAUGCUUUCAAAAUAUAUGAUUUCAACAAUGACGACUUUAUCUGCAAGUCAGACCUGGAGAAGACCCUGAACAAGCUGACUCGUAACGAGCUGACAGAAGAUGAGGUGAGGAUGGUGUGUGAGAAGGUGAUGGAUGAGGCCGACCUGGACAACGAUGGUCGUCUGUCGCUUGAGGAUUUCCAACACAUGAUUGUCAGAGCUCCAGAUUUUCUCAGCACCUUCCACAUAAGAAUAUAAGGACUUCAAGCAACUUUUUUUUUUUUUAACAUGAAAACAGCCCCAUAGGAUGGACUGAAACUGAACAUGUGAAAAGAUAAGGAAUCGCUAAAAAACUACAUUUGCACCUUGUGAAUGUCUUUUCUUUUCAAGCAACAAACUUCUAUUUUUAAGAAGUAAUCUUAACAAUCUCUGACCGCAGACAGCUUGGAUUUAUGUUUAUACUGAACCAGCAUCCACUGCUUCUUUUGCAGCCACAGAAAUAAAAGCCAUCCCAAACAGGUGGUGGCACAGCCAGUUCACUAGAAGGCUCAUUAAUUAUGACCAUCAACAGUAGAUUUGUUUUGUAUCUAAAAGGGUUUGGUUACACUGAACUAUAAUAGACACACAUGCCAGAAUAUUCCAGCAGCUCCCAGCGGGCCGAUGACGGGAGAACCAUUUGUCAUGAAAGCAGUCAAGCUUCAGCACGGGCUCAAGC